CUGAAAGUGAAGUGUCUCCAGUCUCCGUGUGAGUCUUGUCCAUUUCGUGGAUCUUUGUCCAACAUUUUCUGUCUGAUGGACAAUAAAGAGGAAACACGCACCUGCAGAAAAUGCCACAGAGAGAUUGCAGAGGCAAACUUUGCUCUGCAUGAAACCCACUGCAGUCGCUUCUUGUGUCUCUGUCCUGACUGUGAUGAAGCUGUUCCCACAGAGCAACUGAGUCAACACAGGGAGGAGCAGCACACUCAGGUGAGAUGUUCCAUGUGUCACCAGAAGAUGGAGCGUUGUCAGUUAAAGGAUCAUGAGGCUGACGAGUGUGUGGAGCGCCUGCACGCGUGUCACUUCUGUGACCUGGAGCUGCCGUGGAAGGAGCUGGACCAACACUGUGUGGCCUGCGGGAGUCGCACGGAGCUCUGCAGAGACUGCGGCCGCUACGUCAAACUGAGCGACCUGCCGUCGCACGCCUCCACCUGCUCGGCCGCCGACAACGACUCAACUCCUCCUCAAACUACCAGCACUACACCAAACAAGACAACAGGCACAGUUAACUGCAGCAAAUGCACAUCAUCAUUUCCAGCUGAAGAUGCAGACAAACAUGAGUGUGUCUCAGUGGACGAUGAUUCAGAGGAGGAUGAGGAGGAUGAGGAGGAUGAGUUCCCCAGGGAGGUGAGUCUUCCUCAGCUCAGCAGCAUCUACAGGGCAGCCUCUCUGUCAGACAGAACCUACACUGGUCCCUGGAGAGAUGAAGACGAUCCAGACCAGAUCAGCUCGUGUCCUCACUGUCACCUGGCCCUGCCCCUUUUCAGUCUGCGUCGGCAUGAGGCAAAGUGCAAAAUCUACAUUUACCGGAAAUAAAAAGGAAAAGCACGGCCGUGCUUCUUCACUGAACUUUGAUCAGUAUGUUAUUUGAGUUAAAGGUUGUUAAAAUGUACCUUUAAUUAUAGGCCGACAUUAGAUGUGUGUUAUAAUGUUCAGUCAGCUCAGUGGCUCAGUACAGUCCACUCUAUUUUAGACACUCUUCAUAACUGUGGGGUUUGUGCAGGAGACUCUGAUGAUCUUUUAAACCUGCUAUGACUUUUCUAAGACUUUCCAGUAACCAUGGCAACAUAAAUCACGAAAAACUGCGAAAACUUUCCCUAUUAAAAUGAAUGGGAAACAGUCGAAAGAAGGAGAAAACCAAGAAAACCAAGAAAACCAAGCCCACUUUGGAGCAUCACAGUGUCGUCAGACUUUAACGUAGAAACGUGGUUGGAACUUUAAACGAGUCACAAGACUUGUAACUUUUCUGACCUCAGUCAACGUUUUGAUACAUAUUACGGUUUUUAUACAAUCACAGUUUAAAGUUUUGUACUUUUUUUGGAGGUAUUCUGAUUUUAUAAUGAUUGUGUAUUGCGUCCGUGGGCGGGAGAUCCAGCAAAAUAACAACAAAAAAUCACUAAACAAACUCUUCUCCUGCCCACAUUUUCCAACCUACACAGACAAUUUUUACAUCAAAAUGUUGCCAUGGUUGUCGUCUAACCCUGUGUGUGUUUUCAUGUUCAUAUGACUUGUAGUUUCUCUUUAAAUCACCUAGAAGCGCAGAGAGUUCUGGUCAAAGCGCUCAUUCACUCCCAUGUUAAAAAGUGACACAUACUGAGCUGCUUAAGUCUAUGGUACCUUGAGAGUUAGUAAACAGCUCAGUCUCCAGCACCAAAUACAAUGAAAACAAAGUGGUUUUAAGUCAAACAGACACACUCACUAACUUUGUGUCACUUAAGUAAAUCUGAGCAAAGAGUUUCAAACACAAAACCCACAAAAUAUUGAAUUGACUGAUCAGUCAGAGGCAGCAGUGGAUCAACAUCUCCUGUAAAAUCAGUGAUUUUCUCGACAGACUUUGGUGUGGAGGAGAGAGAAGUUUACAACAGAAACUUUCCACAGCAAAAAUGCUUUAUUGCUGUGAAGCAGAGGAAGUCGAUUCAAAUAUAAUUAUUAGGAUAAUGACAGUUUCAAGUGUCGGUUGUUGUCUUGUGGGUUUUGUCGCACAUACACAAACUAAUACACAACCUGUGAGAAAAGGAGACAAAAUGUCUUGUUUUGACAAUUAGUUUUUAUUAUGAAUGUACACCAGUGUGUUUUCAUUCAGUUUGACUCAGUGAUGCAAAUAUUGUUUUCUAAAUCUGUUCAUUUUCCCGCAGCUUUGCACACUUUUGAAUUACUUUUCUGUGACCAUCAGAUUGUCUGUUUUGAAUAUCUAUAUAUAUCUAUAUAUAUAUGUAUAUGUGUGUGUGUUUAUAUACAUAUAUGUACACAUAUGUAUAGAUAGUAUGAUUUAUGAAAUACAUAUCGUUGAUGUUUUUGAUGCUGAAGUAAUUGUAUUGCAAGAAUUAAUAAAGGAUUCUUUUAUAAA
Messenger RNA from Solea solea (common sole), 2386 nucleotides. It is a transcript of the gene xaf1, whose product is annotated as XIAP associated factor 1. The transcript has 7 exons. NCBI's taxonomy places the organism in Eukaryota, Metazoa, Chordata, Actinopteri, Pleuronectiformes, Soleidae. The record is from RefSeq and is a predicted model, not a curated record. Gene Ontology annotation, molecular function: zinc ion binding. The coding region runs from base 76 to 855 and encodes 259 amino acids.